Molecule: messenger RNA, 4468 nt
Organism: Didymodactylos carnosus
Lineage: Eukaryota; Metazoa; Rotifera; Eurotatoria; Philodinida; Philodinidae
Source: the annotation of a GenBank genome assembly
AUGGAUGGAUCGGAUGAGAAAGUUCCAAAUAGAGGAAACGAUUGUUCAUUCGAAGAACGGACGUUCGAUUGUGACGAACACUUUUGCCAUAAAGGCCUUUGGUCUUGUGGUGAUGGAGAAUGUAUCGACAACAUGGGUCGUUUUGUUUAUGAACCGAGUCUUUCUACUGAUGAUCCAUGUAGAAGUAUGAGAGAGUACAAUUAUCAAUGUGAAAUGAGUACAGAUUAUCCACUAUGGACACUACCAACUGGUUUAUGCUGGCCAUUUCCAAAUUAUAUCGAUUCAGCAUAUCGUACAACAAAUAAUCAAGAAUGUUUGUACCUUAUUAAAUGUGCAUUGUCAGGUGGCCUUGAGAGUACAUGUCCAUGCAGUCACAAUCAAUGCUUGCAUUUAAUUAGCAAAACUUGUCCACAUACCAUUGAAUACCCAUCAGUGCCAUUGAUUCGACCCUAUAUAAAAACCUAUUUUGAAGCUGAUCGCAACUGGCAUAACAAAGAGCCAGAUACUUUUCUUGCCAGCGGUUCUAUUAAAUGUCGUGGAUAUCAAGCGCACAUCUACGUUCGUGAACCCCUGCCUAUGAUGCCUCAGUAUCUGUAUACAGCACUCAUGCUUGAUGACGGAAUUUGUGCAUUGCUGACUACCGUUCAUCGUAACACGUCACAUUUAGCAUCACCUUAUGAUUUUACAACAAUGGCACAAACAUUCAAUAACUUGCAGUAUCAAUUUUUUCAAUGUAAUCAAUCAAAAGUAUGCCUGUCGUUACAUCGCGUACAAGAUGGCCUUUGCGAUUGUGGUCCUGCUGAGCUGUGUGACGAUGAAUAUCAAACGUAUUUCGAUAACCAUUCGUGUCAACAAUAUCGUUUUCGAUGUUCGUCGGCCAGGUUUGGGCACUCAAAAAGGUGUUUAUACGUGUGGAGUAUGGGCGAUGGCACAACGGAUUGUCUGAACAGUUAUGAUCAUUAUGCCUUUGGAGUAAGCGAACUACCGUUAGUGCAGAUUACAUGUAAACAACGUAAUGAUAUUGGUUGCUCUUUGAUAAAAAAUUAUAUUAGACAAUCAUUGUUAUUGGAAACUAAUGAGACCAUCACAAAUACGGAAAUUUUCACAAUGUUCCAUAAUCUAACUAAUCUAUCCCAACAACCGCUAAUUCCAUUUCGAUAUUACUGUGAUACAUUCUGGUAUUUAAAUGCAGCAGAGGAUGAACUAUCAAGUUAUUGUAAAAAAUGGAUAUGUCCGAAGGAAAAAUAUCAGUGCUUGUCAGGCCACUGUAUUCCGAUUACAUGGGUGUGUGACGGUGUUUGGGACUGUCCAGAUGCAUCCGACGAACAAGGCUUGUUCAUUAUCGAUACAUCUGAACAUAAUCGAAAUUUACCUGAUUUAGGCAGUAUGAUAGAUAAAUGUCGACAGUAUUAUAACAAUCGAACACAAGCGUUUUCUAAUCACUGUAAUCUAUUAACUGAAUAUCCAUGUUUAUUGGCUAAUGUCACAGACCCGCUCGACUUAAGAAAAAAUCGACCUUGUAUUCUUAUCGAACAAAUAGGUGAUGGUCGCAGUGACUGCUAUGGUGGACUUGAUGAACGAAAUGUUUUAAGUCAUUGUGAGGCCAACAGAAUGAUAGGAUUCGGCUUUAGAUGUGAUGACUCGGCAUUAUGUUUAUACUCACCACAAGUGUGCUCAUCAUUAUAUCACAUGUCACGCUGCCCCAAUGGUGCAGACAUCCCAAUAUGUUUUCAUAACCAACUAUGGAUGACAAAUAAUGUGGUUGGUGCAGUAUGUUCAAAACCCACGGAUGUUAUGUGUUUGAAUGAUGAAUGCAUAGAGAAUGCUCGUUGUAAUGGCAUUGUUCAGUGUGAAAACGGUGAAGAUGAAUAUAGAUGUAGUUCCGAUAAAGAUAUUAGUAACCAAGUCAUAUAUCGAGGUAGUAAACAAAGUGAUCAUUAUAAAGAAGAAGCAAGUCUUUUAUAUCUGACGGAUUUUCCGCCUCCAUCUGCUUCUUUGAUAAAACAAAAAAGACUUCCAUAUAAAAAAAUAUCUAAGGAUACACUGCAAUCAACGACUGCAAAUGAGCAAGAACAUUAUCGGGCUGAAGCUUUCUUUUAUUGUAACCGUGGGGUAUAUAUUCUUUCGUCAGCAGGAGUACGAUGCUUCUGUCCGCCAUCAUACUAUGGAGAUAAGUGUCAGUUUUAUAGCGAUCGCUUGACAGUUAUCACUCAUUUAGCUCUAACCGACGAUAAGUUUCAAACAACAUAUAUUGCGAUUAAAGUAGUGGCUCUGUUUCUAUUCGAUAACAAUCAAAUUCUUGAUUAUUAUGAGUUUGAUGGCCGGGGAAAAUUUGAAAUGAAUGACAAGGAAUACCGAAAACACCGAUUCCAUUUUGUUUAUUCAAGAAAGGCCUAUUUUCUAAAACAUAAACGUGAACGAUAUUUCAAUCGAACAUCUAUCGCUCAAGAGCAUCCAUAUUCAAUUCAAUUUGAAGCUUACGAAUUAAGAUCGCACGACACUAUACCGCUCCUCGUUGGCCUUUGGCAUUAUCCAGUUUAUUUCGAUUAUUUGCCUUCGUAUCGUCUAUCGAAAAUAUUGAGAUUAUCAUUGAAUUUAACAAACGAUGCAUGUUCGACAAAUGAUACUACGUCCAUUUGUAAAAACGAUAACUCGAUGUGUCAGCCUCUGCUUAAUGCUAAUCAUUCAUACAAGUGUUUGUGUAAAUCUGGUUAUUACGGUGAGAACUGUAAAUCGUUUGAUCAACAAUGCUUAGCUUCCUCUUAUUGUUCUCCAACUUCCAUAUGCAAGUCUCGCUUAUCGUCAGCUCGUAAACCAUUGUGCAUAUGUCCGUUGAAUCAUUUUGGACCGACGUGCCAUUUGAAAUAUGAUCCCUGUAAUCAAGUUCCGUGUUUAAAUAAUGGUUCGUGUUACAACGUCUAUGAUCACACACUGCUGCAAUCUUACAAAUGUGUAUGUAUAGAACAGUUUUAUGGUGAUCGAUGCGACCGCAAAAAAAUGUCAGUUAAAAUCCAACUAAUCACAAAUUCAACUCUAACACAUGGGAUACUCGCUAGUGUUAUACAAUAUUACGAUAUCAAUUAUGUCACGUUCGAGUUAGUUUCUAAAUAUCAAGAAGUGUAUUUGUCAUUGCCAUCGAGUUUUGAGUUCUAUCACGGUCAAAUCACAGCACCAGUACUUUGUGUUUUAAAAAUCUACGAAAAAGCUGAUCUGCAUAAUUAUCGUUCUACUUAUUACAUUUUAUAUAUUCAAAAAAAUCAAACAAUCAUCAAUAUUAAAACACAACUCACAACCAAUCGUUGUCCUCAUACAGAAUCAUUAUUAGAUAUGGCAGAAAGCGCUGGUAAGCCUUGAAAAAGAUUCACUAUCAUUUCUAAAAGAGAAGAUGGACGCUUAUUUUCGAUAAGCAUUUCACGCACAUCCGGAGAGGUUAUGCUUGUGAAUUACCUUAUUGUGCUAUCAAGGUCUGCGUAUUUAUAAUGAUUAUAAAUCAUGUCAUCGGCUAGGUACUUGUGGUCUAUUGUGUUCGAUAUGGCGUCGACAUAGAAGUGGUGUAUGAUUCUAACAAAUCUGCUGUUAAGGUUCAUCGAAAGAACAGCUAACUGUCAUUUAGAUAAAUCAGACUUUCCUAGAAACUGAUAUGCUUUAUUUCGGUCUAGUGUUCUUGUCAGCGUGACCAACAUGCUUUUUGUCGUUUUCAUGAUCUCAAGAUUUGCUGGAUAAAGACCAGGAUCGGUACUGAUAGGUAGACCAAUUGUCUGUCGAAUUAUAAUCGUUUCUGGAAUAAAGCAGCUGUUUUCGACUAAAAAUUUGAUAAACUGACCAAAAGCGUCUCUACUAGCAAUUGUAAGGGUUCAUUUUAGUUUUUAUGAACACUAAAAGCACUUUGAUAUAUGGCAAAUCAAAUAUCUGACAAAAUAACGGUAUUCUUUGAUAAACAGGUCUUCCUUUCUAUCAAUUUUAUACUCUCAAUUAAAAAGUCGUAAGGAAUAGUAGUGCAAACUGUUGAAAAUUUUUUAUGAAAUUUCGGAAUCCAGUACGUAAAGGUAAUGUUUCACAUUAUCUUUUAUGCUAAAAUAAUAUUCAUUAUAUCAUAUGAUGAAUAUCAUUUUAGCAUAAAAUGAAUAUGAAUCUUUCCAUAUGAUUCAUAUGGAAAGUGGCGUCCACAACUUUCAGUACUUUUUGUUUCUAUACACUUCAUGCGUGUCUGAAGGAAUAUGAUAUCCAAUUGUCGUUUAACAGUCUCUCCUUACAUAUUGCCAGAACUUUCUGCUUGCUGCAUCUACUGGAGCAAUCACAUUUUUAUCAUGUAUACCUUUAAGUGCUUCUAAAACAUCAGCGUGAAAAACGCCUAACUCUGCUACCGGAGUGUCUGUGCGUUACCGUUUUUUCUCUUUUCGUCUAUCCUAUAAUAUUUGGAAGGAAUAUCGUAGAAUCCUGGAAAGCGUCUUGUUUUGUAGAAUGAAGU